Molecule: messenger RNA, 744 nt
Organism: Amoebophrya sp. A25
Lineage: Eukaryota; Dinophyceae; Syndiniales; Amoebophryaceae
Source: the annotation of a GenBank genome assembly
GUGAACACUUUGCGUGCAGUAUACGCUCGUGGAGGAACCUCGAAGGGCCUUAUCGUAGACGCACGCGUGCUGCGAGAGCACCUUGGAGUUUCGCCCUCAUUUUGUAGUUCUUUGAGGGAUGUCUUUGCCGUUGGGGGCGGCUCCUCGCCAGAGUUCGCCUCGCUGCGCCAAGACAUACGCGAUGUGCUGCUUCGUAUAGUGUCGAAUGACGCUGCUGAGGAAGAUUCACACGGAACCCAGUUAGAUGGCAUUGGAGGUGCGACUUCGUCCACAAGCAAAGUCGUGCUUCUGGAACCGCGGAUGGGUGAAGGGCUGAAGGACAGGUCGGCUCAAUCUAAACAGGAUAAGGAGGUGGAGACAGGAGCUACAGAAUCGGUGGGGGCUUCAUCUGCAGUUGCAUCUUCUUGUGAAUCUUCUGCUGAGAUCGAUUACAUUUUUGGCCAAGUAGAUACGAAGACGCCAAAAAUUGACUGGCGCACUGCAUGUGGCAAUCUAGCUAGUGCAAUUCCAUGCGUUGCACGCGAAAUGGGACUGCUUCUAAAAGACUCUCCUGUUCUUGGAGAAGACCAAGUCCUUCGAGUUUGGCAAGUGAAUAAAGGCUACUCAUUGGAGUUAUGCGAAUUGCCUGGCAACGAGCAAGUUGCGAUAUCGGGAGUCCCAGGGUCGCGAAAGGCUGUAAGCAUAACGUUCUUACUUGGACACAAGAAAAACCUCUUGCCCCUAGGAAUGCGACAAAGGUUAUAA